AGUAGCUUUCAAUGGCCAGCACCACAAAGGCUUAAGGAGAGAGAGAGAGAUCCAUCCAUCGCUUCCAUUGGCUUGUCACGAAGCUACGGCAAUCCAUCUACAUUACAUUUGAGGGGGAAUACCCAGAAAGUAGACUACUUCUUGGAUUAAAAAAUAUAAAUUUGAUUUUGAAAUCAUCAAAACACAAAAUCUAUAAUGGAAGAAGAUCUGGAUGAGGGGCAGAGCCAGAAAGGAUGCCUGGAGUGCUGUCUGAAAUGCCUGGGUGGUAUCCCAUACCCAUCCCUGAUAGCCACCAUCCUGCUGUAUGCUGGAGUGGCCCUGUUCUGUGGCUGUGGACACGAGGCUCUCACUGGCACAGUCACCAUCCUGCAGAACUACUUUGAGGUGGUGAGGAGCCCUGUGGAGGCACUCGACGUCUUCACCAUGAUUGACAUAAUUAAGUACGUGAUCUACGGUAUUGCUUCAGCAUUCUUCGUCUAUGGCAUCCUGCUGAUGGUGGAGGGCUUCUUCACCAGCGGCGCCAUCAAAGACCUGUAUGGAGACUUCAAGAUCACCACCUGCGGACGCUGCGUUAGUGCCUGGUUCAUCAUGCUGACGUACAUCUUCAUGCUGGCCUGGCUUGGGGUCACAGCCUUUACCUCCAUCCCAGUCUUCAUCUACUUCAACAUCUGGAACAUUUGCCAGAACGCCACGUCUCUGGAGGGGGCCAGCCUGUGCUUAGACCCGCGCCAGUACGGUAUCGUUCCCAUCGCUGAGGCCAAAACUGUGUGCGCUGGAUCUGAGAAAUUCUACAGGAUGUGCGAGUCCAACGAGCUGGACAUGACAUUCCACCUGUUCAUCUGUGCGCUGGCUGGGGCCGGAGCUGCUGUCAUCGCUAUGAUCCAUUACCUGAUGGUGCUGUCGGCUAACUGGGCAUAUGUGAAGGAUGCGUGUCGGAUGCAGAAGUAUGAGGACAUCAAGUCAAAAGAAGAGCAGGAGCUGCACGACAUCCACUCCACACGCUCCAAAGAACGCCUCAACGCCUACACAUAAGGCCCAGGCCCCGCCCCUGUCCCCUCUCUCUCUCUGUUUCUCUCUGAAGCCCCGCCCUCCUGAUGGGGCUGCCUCUGCCGCCGCCCCGGGCCCCUCUCUGUUGAUGUCACUGGUGCGUCACAUGACCACGUGUUCACGGGGGACGUCACACAGCCCUCCGAGUCACACCUCAGUAUUCAGAUGACCAGCCCCUUCACCUCUCUCAUGAAUGCUCUGAGCAAAGAGACAUAUUAUGCUUUAUAUUAUAAAUUUAACAGAUCUGGGCAUCUUCACAAGUAUUCAACAUCUUAUAACUUGUACGGAAAAUUCCCUCUUUGAGCAUGUGUUGCAAAUGACUGUCUUAAGACAUAACAUUGCAACAUUAUGAACUAUUAUCAUGAACCAGAAAUUGUAUUACCUAAUUCAAAAUUCAGAUUUUUGACCUUUUCACCUACAAUACAUCAUGCUUUCAUCUCAGCAUAAUAUGUCUCUUUUAACGUGGCAGUUUUUAUUUGGUGGUAGUAAUUCUAGAGUAGUGUCCAGACUCAAAGAUAGCAGUAACAAUCUAUUUCACUUAAUGAUCUGUAGAAUUUGAAGUUGUUAUUUUGGUUCAAAUGUCUAAGUAGAUUUUGCUCAUUUGUGAGGGGGUCAACAGGGGCUUCAAAAGGUUUCCAAGCACAUUCUGACAUACCGUGUGGAGAUUUAUCGAUGUACUGUAAAAGUGGACGAGUGGUAACUUAUAAAUACUGUAUUUUUCAUGUUCACCUUCAACGCGCCAUGAGCCUCGCUACUCACUCAUAACACCCAGGGACUUUACAUGAAAACUAUUCUCUUUGUAUUUGUGUGUUUACAAUAUUAGCUAAAUCAGUAAAGUGAUACUGUGUAACUUGUCUGGUGGAGGGUGGACUGCCGGGUUGCCUUCAUGGAGAUGUUAUCUAUCUGCAAGGAAAAAAAAGAUAAACAUUUAUUCCUUCUGAAAACUGCUUGUUAUAGAGUUGUUAAGUGUGGCUUCCCAGGCGAGUCCAAUGCCUACACAUACGUCUCUUGUUUGAUGAAUAAGGAACAAAAACAAAGCUUUGUGGAGCUUGGAGUGACAUCAUCACUUAACAAUACCAUAAAGAGAGACAGAUUAAGUUUAAUGCCAUGCUGUGGAACAUUCCAGGCAACGCAGCAAUAUCUCCAUGGAGAUGGUGGUAAACCCUCCCCCAGAAUAGUUACGCAGUGCAACUUUAAUACAUUUGCAAGAUGUGCCAAGUCUGUUAAAGGGAAAGAUGACUGAAGGGGAUAUCUGUUUUUGAAGGAGAAAUCUUGAGUAUUUUUCUAAAUUAUUUUACUUACCGAACAUCUAUUUUAAAUACUACGUAGCCUUAUUUUAGGCUUCAAAUACACUGAAAAAAAAAAAAAAAAAAAAAAAAUCUCCUGAGUUUCGUGCCACCAUUUGGAUAUGACAUUAGAUAGCCACCAAAUAGGUAACUUACAGGCACUAAUUAAUAGAUAAGUUGGAUUUGACAUAAGACUGGACAAAACUGGUAGAAUCCCACUUCAUGGUGCUGUCGUGUCAAAAGCAAUACACUAUAUCACAUUAUCAUAGAAUCCAGGGGCCAUAAGAGUCAGAUAGGGUGCUACAAUUGGAAUCUGGGCUGCAAUCUGACAUGUCUGCUUCAGAGGCAGGAGGAAACUACUAUUUUUCUUCUUCAGGAUCACUACCCCACACUGCAGAAACUGGAAAUCUACAUGAGUUAAACUUACUUGAAUUCAUAAUGCUUAU
Messenger RNA from Periophthalmus magnuspinnatus, 2779 nucleotides. RefSeq names its product glycoprotein M6Aa (gene gpm6aa). NCBI's taxonomy places the organism in Eukaryota, Metazoa, Chordata, Actinopteri, Gobiiformes, Gobiidae. The transcript has 7 exons. The coding region runs from base 196 to 1032 and encodes 278 amino acids. Gene Ontology annotation, cellular component: axonal growth cone; plasma membrane; neuronal cell body. Gene Ontology annotation, biological process: neuron projection development. The record is from RefSeq and is a predicted model, not a curated record.